CCUGGUCUCGUAGAACAUAAAGGAGCUGAUGAAAAGGGAGAACUUGCCUUCAAUUGUCUCACGUCAUGGAAAGAGUUACUUUGUUGCAGCGCUCCGUGGAUCAAGGAGGAAGAAAAAAACAACAAAAAUAGUGGCGCAUGUCGACGGUCUACUGAGGCGGACUGUUUGUUUUGGUCGCUCCUUCGCCGUGGGGUCGAGUGGAGAUGCGCAGGGACCUGUUUACGAGCGAAACGCAGCAAGUUUGUGCGUGAGGAGCAAAAUGCGCCGGGAUACCAUCACCCAUCCCUCUGUUUUUCUCCAUGCCGGACAUACUUCGUCUUGAAAUAAGCUCAUCGCCGGUGGUUUAUGGGCCGCGCGAUGAGAACUGACUGUCUGCUCAGUGGACUAUCCCUAUAGUUGACGAGGAUUACAUUCACCAUCAAGGUUGUUUUUAUUUUUGGUUCUCUGUAAUGUGAAUGGAUUCGGUCCCUCCCUGACGAAGCAAAUGAUGCUGUCACUAUUAGUAUAUGUUUAAAAGGGGUCCCACUGUUGGUAAAUAUGUCUUUGUCCCUGUUUUGACUGUUUUCUGAUCUCCCACAAGUCACCUGGUGGUGUUACAUUAACUGUACCGUAACCUGAGAUGAGUUUAAAUAUUACAGUAAGUCACUAACACGGUGCCCUUGUUAUUAUAAUUUAGGCACUAUGUACAUGUAGAGGAUCUAGGACCCUCUGGAGUGUCAGCAUGUCUGUGAAAGCCGUAGCCCUCUACACUUUUCUAAGUGAAAACAAAGAGGAGAUCAACAUCCAGGAGAACGAGGAGUUGACUAUCUUUGAUGAAAACUCAGUGGACGGCUGGUAUCUUGGGGAGAACAGUCGUGGGGAGAGGGGUCUAUUCCCCAAAACUUAUGUGGAGAUUGUUCGCACACGCUCCAACUCCAAUGUGACAGACUGCUCCAUCAGCCCUGAGGGCUCCCUGGGGAACGACUCUCCCUACUUCUCGUCCACCCCAAAUACCUCGGGGCAGAUCAAUGACGAGGACUACUACGAUGAUUGGGACGACUGGGACGAUGGAUCCACUGUGGUGGAUGAUGAUCACAUCAGGAGCCCCGGAGCCAAUGGCUACGCCCACCAGACUCCGACGUCCAACAACCCUAACGUGCACUACAGGGCCAAGUCGGUGCCUGGACCCGACAGCAUGUCCAGCUCCAGAAAGGGCAGCAUGGUUGGCAGGAACUUGAAUAGGUUUUCCAGCUUUGUGCGCUCUGGGGUUGAGGCUUUUGUACUUGGGGAUGUACCCAUGAUGGCGAAGAUUGCAGAAUCCUACACCAUUGAAAUGGGUCCUUUGGGACCCAAGUGGAAGGAAAACCCCAACCCCUUCAUCUGCUCAAUUGAAGAUCCCACCAAGCAGACGAAGUUCAAGGGCAUCAAGACCUAUAUAUCAUACAGAGUGACACCAAGCCACACCGGACGUCCCGUCUACCGGCGCUACAAGCACUUCGACUGGCUGUACAACCGAUUGCUGCAUAAGUUCACUGUGAUCUCAGUCCCUCAUUUGCCCGAGAAGCAAGCCACAGGGCGCUUUGAGGAGGACUUCAUCGAGAAGCGCAAGAGGCGCCUCAUACUGUGGAUGAACCACAUGACCAGUCACCCCGUUCUCUCCCAGUAUGAAGGCUUUGAGCACUUUCUCAUGUGUGCUGACGAUAAACAAUGGAAACUGGGCAAGAGGCGGGCCGAGAAGGACGAAAUGGUGGGCGCUCAUUUCAUGCUGACUCUUCAGAUCCCCAACGAGCAUCAGGACCUUCAGGAUGUGGAGGAGCGGGUCGACAACUUCAAGACCUUCGCCAAAAAGAUGGACGACAGUGUGAUGCAGCUCACCAACGUGGCCUCGGAGCUGGUGAGGAAACAUCUGGGGGGAUUCAGGAAGGAGUUCCAGCGACUGGGGAAUGCCUUCCAGUCCAUCAGCCAGGCAUUCAUGCUGGAUCCCCCCCAUCGGUCGGACGGCCUCAACAAUGCCAUCUCCCACACUGGCCGCACCUAUGAGAACAUUGGGGAAAUGUUUGCGGAGCAACCUAAGAAUGACCUCUUCCACAUGUUGGAUAAGCUGUCCCUUUAUCAAGGUCUACUCGGCAACUUCCCGGACAUUAUUCACUUACAGAAAGGUGCUUUUGCGAAAGUGAAGGAGAGCCAGCGGAUGAGUGACGAAGGAAAGAUGGAUCAGGGGGAAGCAGAUGGAAUCCGGAAGCGCUGUCGGACUGUGGGGUUCGCCCUUCAGGCAGAAAUGAGCCACUUCCAUGAGCGGAGAGAGGUGGACUUCAAAGACAUGAUGCAGGCCUACCUCAGGGAACAGAUAGCCUUCUACCAGCGUGUUGUCCAGCAACUGGAGCGCACCCUGCGCACGUAUGACUCUUUGUAAAGACGCCAAACUGCCUUUUGGGUCAAUGUGACCCCACCAAACCAUCCCGACAAAUGUUGGUCCAGAAAGGAACGAUUAAAGAGGCAGUAGUUACUGGAAUUAUGUAUGAAAGCCAGUCGGUUCGUUGCUUUGAUGGAUUCAAAGUUACUUUCUUUUGUUUUCCUUGAAGAUCUACUGUAUGUUUUUAUAUCUGCAAUACACUUUACAAAGGCAAUGUCCCAGCCUGUUGCUUAUUUUCAUAAUUUAAGAUGUUUGUAACAGUAAAGUGAUUGUAUAGGUUUCAGAUUUAUAGUGGAUCUAUAGUUUAUUGUUAUAUCCUAACAUUAAAGCCAGGAAACGGGUUCUGUUUUGUCCCCUUCUCUCCAGAUUUUCUGGCCUCUUGAGCCAAAAUGCAUCAUAUCACUAAAAAUAAUUCCAAAAUAAAAGUCCAACAUAAUUUAAAGACUUUUUUAAAGUGUGUGUGAGGAGCUCAUUAAAUAUUCCACAUGUUGCUCAGCCGACCAAACAGCUGUUCCUUUGUUCUGUAAAGAGCGAUGUCAUAAAUGUCUGUCUUAGGUUAGCAGCCUUUACUGUACAGAGAUUAUUUAGAUAAAAAAUGUGCUUUAUGAGGACAUGCUACGCUCAAAUGGAACUUUUUUUUUUUUUUUUAAGUGGAAUGUUUGUUUUGGAUUUAAUGGGGAAAGUGGUUAGAAAGAGCUGACAUUUGGGACAAGUUUGCACAUGUUUUUUCUAUUGGUCAUAGUCAGUGGGUGUGUUUAUGUUGUGUAGCCAAAGGCUUUUAAUGAGCGGAGAGCUGUGCGGAUCGAUGCCCUUUUCCAUUGCUGAUAAACAGAAGUGUGUAUCCUGAUAUGCAACAGCUGGACUAAAUAAAUAAAUAAACACUAUGAAAAGUCUUUAGACAGUAAAAACAA
Molecule: messenger RNA, 3303 nt
Organism: Oryzias melastigma (Indian medaka)
Lineage: Eukaryota; Metazoa; Chordata; Actinopteri; Beloniformes; Adrianichthyidae
Gene: snx33
Product: sorting nexin 33
Exons: 2
Coding region: 722-2392 (556 amino acids)
Biological process (GO): cleavage furrow formation; mitotic cytokinesis; plasma membrane tubulation
Cellular component (GO): cytoplasmic vesicle; plasma membrane
Molecular function (GO): protein binding; phosphatidylinositol binding
Source: RefSeq, a predicted model, not a curated record